AUGGGCUUCGGGUCACCGGACCGUUCAGACAGUCGGUCGGGACGUUCGGCCGGCUAUCGGGUCAUGAUCCGCCAUCGGGUCGAUCGUGGCCAAGGGAUUUCUUGUUCGGUCAUCGGGUUCGGCCGAGCGGAUGAUAUUGGCUUGAAUGUUCUGGCCGGACAAGAGACGAUGCCUUCCUGGUCGGACGGUGCGAUCGUGCAUGGGACACGCAUUGUGUUGCGCGAUGGAUCGGUGAUGCCUUCAUGUUCGCGCGGUGCGGUUGUGCGCGGCUUAUGGUGGCGAGACUUGGACGGGUCGACCAAGUAUUUAUUAAAUACUUACGCAACUCCAUUCCAAUGUGUUGCAUGUAAAAGAUUUGUGUGA
This is a messenger RNA of Microthlaspi erraticum, 363 nucleotides long. NCBI's taxonomy places the organism in Eukaryota, Viridiplantae, Streptophyta, Magnoliopsida, Brassicales, Brassicaceae. The record is from the annotation of a GenBank genome assembly.